Molecule: messenger RNA, 621 nt
Organism: Beta vulgaris subsp. vulgaris (sugar beet)
Lineage: Eukaryota; Viridiplantae; Streptophyta; Magnoliopsida; Caryophyllales; Amaranthaceae
Exons: 4
Coding region: 1-621 (206 amino acids)
Source: RefSeq, a predicted model, not a curated record
AUGAAGCUAAGAAGCCUGAAAGGAGGAACCCACUGUCAUCCCUAUGAACCAUACAAGCCACCUGUUCCGUUCCCUCAAAGAUUGGCACAAAAACUUGAAAAGAAAUAUGGGAAGUUCCUUGACAUCCUGAAGAAGCUACACAUCAACAUACCUUUCUUGGAUGCCAUAUCUGAGAUGCCUUCCUACGCUAAAAUAAGCUUCCAGAAAAGCUUAGGAGAUCCGGGCAGCUAUUCCAUUCCUGUCAAGCUUGGAGACAUUGCUAUCAAGAAUGCUUUAUGGAUCUUGGGGCUAGUGUUAGUCUCAUGCCUUCUCUCUAUCUGCAAGAAACUCAACAUGGGCGAACUAAAACCCACACGCAUCUCUCUACAACUAGCUGACAGGACAGUAAAGUUUCCACUUGGUAUCCUUGAAGAUGUUCCUCUUCGAGAGGAUGCACAAGUUCCCAUUAUUCUUGGGAGACCCUUUUUGGCCACUGCUGGAGCCAUUAUUGACAUGAAGAAGGGAAAAUCACUUUUGAAUGCUGAUGAGGAAGAUUGGGAGACUAAGGAAUACAAGAGACUUCUAGAGGAGACACGAGCACUGAAGAAUCUGAGAGCCUCUCCAGGAAUUGCUGCAUUCUGA